Molecule: messenger RNA, 994 nt
Organism: Triplophysa rosa
Lineage: Eukaryota; Metazoa; Chordata; Actinopteri; Cypriniformes; Nemacheilidae
Gene: alkal1
Product: ALK and LTK ligand 1
Exons: 5
Coding region: 519-983 (154 amino acids)
Biological process (GO): positive regulation of ERK5 cascade; positive regulation of ERK1 and ERK2 cascade
Molecular function (GO): receptor tyrosine kinase binding; receptor signaling protein tyrosine kinase activator activity
Source: RefSeq, a predicted model, not a curated record
ACAAAAACGCCAGACGUUAUUUUCAUAGCCCAGCUACACAUUUAAACAAGUGCCAAAAUAUUCCUUGUGUAUUUGGAUAUUUGAGGUUCCCCAUCAUUUUCCUUGGGGACAUGGCGCAAUGGACAUCUCCAGGAACUUUUACGCAUCCAACACAGCCAUGAUUCUUUAAAAAAACCCGAGAGCGGACUUCUGAGGCACACUUUUUCUAAACUUCUGUGAUGAAUUUGAAACGAAAGGAGGGGCGAAUGUCAAAGGAACUGACCACGAGCUGAAAAAAAAACGAGAGAAAGAUGUCUACAUCGCUUGCCACCCACCCGAAAUCGAUUGCAUUACCUCCAAGAAGCUUCUCACUUGACGUAUAAAAACAAGACGCAUGUUCUCAAGAAAGAGACGAGACAACGGUAUCGUUAUUACGCGUCACGUCAGGAACUGUAGGAAGAUAUAUUUUUCUCUGACAACUUUGCGUUCACAUUAUUGAAGGUAGAAGCACCCCCAAUACAUAAUCGCGCUGGAAAGCCAUGCGGGCUAAGAAGAGAUGGCACAUAUUAUUGAGUAUGAUUCUUUUGCUCAUCACCUCCAGCCAGUGCAUGGACAGCAAGGAGGUAAAGCAGCAGGAACGCCAAAUUUUGCUUAAUCUAAUCCUGCAAGUGGUCGCGGACAACCAGCGAGACAAGCCCGCAUCCAGCCGGCGCAUCACCAGUGGCCUCUUCUCUGUAUCUCAAGAUGUCAAGUUUUCGUCGCGUGAAAAGGCUGCAUAUUUCUCCAACAGUAGACCAAUAGAUAUUGCCCAAAGAGACACAAACAUGAAAGAAAAAUUUAUAGAACAUUUUACAGCAGGACCAAUUAAGUUUCCAUCUGAAUGCAGGACACAUUUCCAUAGAAUUUAUCACAACACAAGGGAUUGCUCCAGACCAACACAUUAUAAAAGAUGUGCACGAUUGCUAACAAGGCUAGCUAUGAGUCCCCUGUGCACACAGUCAUAGAAAACGCACGU